UGAAUGGAGAAAAGAAGCUACUCCCACCCACGGGCAAGAAAACGGGCGGAGAGAGAGAGAGAGAAAGAGCAAGAGGGAGGGAGUGUGUGUGUGUGUGUGAGAGAGAAAGAGAGAGAGAGAGAGAGAGAGAGAGAGAGAGAGAGAGCAGUCGAUGGAUGCUGCUUGGACAGAUUGGUCGGUACGUUCUUCUGUGACGCGAACCAGAGCGCUGCAAGAAUGGAUGGAAAGGGCAGACACAUUCCUCCAGCAAUGGUCUGGUGUGAGCGGGGGAUCCAGGUUUUGCUCACCACAGUUGGGGCAUUUGCCGCCUUCGCCCUGAUGACGGUGGCCAUCGGCACGGACUACUGGCUGUAUGCGCGAGCCUUCAUCUGCAACAGCACGGCCAACACCACCCAGGAUGACCCCCACAACAAGGACAGGAAGGACCCUGGGGCCCUCACCCACUCUGGUCUCUGGAGAAUCUGCUGUCUGGAAGGGUUAAAGAGAGGUGUGUGUUCCCAGAUUAACCACUUUCCUGAAGAUGCAGAUUAUGACCAGGAUGCUGCAGAGUAUCUCUUACGUGUAGUGAGGGCCUCCAGUAUAUUCCCAAUACUCAGUGCCAUCCUGCUGCUCUUGGGAGGUGUGUGUGUGGCAUCCAGUCGCUUCUAUAAGAGCAAGAGACAUACCAUCCUUGGUGCAGGCAUCCUGUUUGUGGUGGCAGGUCUGAGCAACAUCAUUGGUGUCAUCGUCUACAUCUCUGCAGCGCUCAGUGACAUCUCACCGAAGAAGGACGAGGACAAGAAGUGGCACUAUUCAUACGGCUGGUCCUUCUACUUUGGUGGCCUGUCCUUCAUCCUGGCCGAGGUGGUGGGCGUACUCGCCGUGAACAUCUACAUCGAGCGCAACAAGGAGUUGCGAUGCCGCACGCGCUCUGACCUCCUGCGCAGCACUACAUCGGCUGUGCUACGCCUGCCUGGCUACCGCCUCCGCCGCUGUUCAUCACGGUCCAGCUCGCGUUCCACCGCCGAGCCGCCACACUCGCGCGAGCAUUCACCACCGCCUCCACCCACCACAGGCCUCUCUGCCAAGAGCUUUGGGCCUCCGCCAGCUGCCGCUGGGCCACCGCCCUUCUCUGUGGCCACGCUGCCAAAUCCACAUGUGCACUCGGGAAGCUCUGGAGGAGGCGGAGUUGGGGACAUCUCCAUGUACACGCUUGGCCGGGAGGGGAAGCCGCCCAUGUACGGGACCGUGGACCGUGCCUCUCUCUACCAGCUGCACAACUACUUCCCAGGCAAGGAGGGAGGUGGGGCACUCACCACAGGCACGCUGCCCUCCCUGUCGAAGUCCAACCUAGCAGCUUCGGGCAAUACCACACUUGGGGCCCCAUCGCCCGCCGGAGCCGGGGUCCAGGCAACGACACUCUCAGCAGGCUCCACGGCAACCAUGGAGAGGGAAAGAGGACUCGGAACACUGGAUCGACUGGGGAAGGAUGACAGCUCCAACACCAACACCCUAAACAGGAGAACAACUCCUGUGUGAUAGAGCAGGGCUUGUAAGGUGGAGGGGGAGGGGGAGGGGUCCAGAGAAGGAGAUGUGGGGAGACAGGAGAGAGAGAGGAUCCCAAAAUGCAAAGGCAGGGAGAGAUAGUGGAAGUGUUUGAGGAAGAAGAGAGAGAGGAAGAAGACGGAGAGAAGGGGAGACGAUAGAAGCCAAUCAUACUCUUUUUUUUUUCCCUCUCCAUUUCUGUUUUUGAACAUGGUGACUUUAAUCAUGAAUAGAGUUCCAUCCGCACUUUUACUGAUUCAUGUUGAAAUGCUCGAUGUGUGUGAUGAUGGGUUUGGGUAUACUUUGGGUUCUUCAAGCUCUUUCUAUUUCAGUGUUUUAUCAUUGGUUUAUGCCUGUUACUUAUUUAGCAUUCCAAUAUAGUCAUUUUUAUUACUCUAGAUGUUAAAGUUUGGGUUACCUGAAUUGUUUUAAAUUAAAUCAUUUGUUUAUUAUUUAAUAUUUUAUUUAUAGGGUUUUUUCAGUUGUAACUGAUUAAUUUAAACUGUGAUUUUCUCUUGCACAUACUGACACUAUAUUUUAUGAUGUCAAUCAGUGUCAAGCAUGUGCAUUUUUGUGAGAUAGUGUGACAUUAUUAUUGUUAUUAUUAUUAUUUUUAUUAUUAUUAUUAUUAUUGUGUAUUAUUUUUAUAAAGAUUAAUAAUAGAUAUGUGGAAUUUAUUUCAUUGUAAUUGUAGGUGUACAAGUAACUAGAUUUCAUAUGAAUAUAUUUGAUUACUUUAUUAAAUGAAUAACCUUAAUAUUCUUACAAUGGGAUGAAAACCUGAAUGAACUGAACUGUUUUUCAGAAGGGCAGAAAAUGGAGGAUGUUCAUGUUAGGGGGAGCAAUACCUAUACCUGUAAAACCUCACCAGAAAAGACAAAAAACACACACGCACACACCCACACGCACACGCACACAGACACAGACACAGACAAACACACACA
Messenger RNA from Electrophorus electricus (electric eel), 2468 nucleotides. RefSeq names its product calcium channel, voltage-dependent, gamma subunit 8a (gene cacng8a). Gene Ontology annotation, cellular component: postsynaptic density membrane; AMPA glutamate receptor complex. Gene Ontology annotation, biological process: neurotransmitter receptor transport, postsynaptic endosome to lysosome; regulation of AMPA receptor activity; postsynaptic neurotransmitter receptor diffusion trapping. NCBI's taxonomy places the organism in Eukaryota, Metazoa, Chordata, Actinopteri, Gymnotiformes, Gymnotidae. Gene Ontology annotation, molecular function: voltage-gated calcium channel activity; channel regulator activity. The record is from RefSeq and is a predicted model, not a curated record.